Molecule: messenger RNA, 3267 nt
Organism: Pieris napi
Lineage: Eukaryota; Metazoa; Arthropoda; Insecta; Lepidoptera; Pieridae
Gene: Swim
Product: tubulointerstitial nephritis antigen-like
Exons: 9
Coding region: 235-1542 (435 amino acids)
Biological process (GO): proteolysis
Cellular component (GO): lysosome
Molecular function (GO): cysteine-type peptidase activity
Source: RefSeq, a predicted model, not a curated record
UGUUAGUUGGCGCCAAGCGCAGUAUCAACUCGACUGGCGCGCUUCACUGACGCUCAAACGUCAAGAGAAUUUGCCGCGCAAAGUGACGAUUGACAUUUAAUUUUUCGAAUUAAUAAAUUAUUUCCAGCCAGUGUGAUCGAAAUGGGGAGAUAGAUAAUAUAUUGUUUUUUUAAGACGUUGGUUAUUUUUGCAUUUUCGAACUAUUUUCUUUGGUGUAGUGAAAGAAGAGUCACCAUGGCAAAGACAUUACACAUAGUAUUAUUCAGCGCAGCCCUAGCUGUGGUAUCAGCUUACCACCGCCCUGACUUACCACCGGGACCGUACUGCGGUCUGUCGACGAACAACCAGUGCUGCACAGAUCGAAAGGAUGACUGUUCACAUAAAAUACUUGAUACUCUAUGCUACUGCGAUGAAUUCUGCAACCGAACACGCGCCCAUGAUGACUGCUGUCCAGACUAUGAAGAGGUCUGCCUGGGCAUCCAACCAGACCCUGGCUUCCUCAUCCAGCCAUGUGAAUAUCGCAAUCGGCAGUACUUCCCUGGGGAUAAGAGGGCAGACAACUGUAAUACCUGCGAAUGCGUGAUCAUAGACGAACAGAAGAUGACCACAGACUGGAAAUGUGACAGUGACGUUUGUCUCAUUAGUGAGGACGUUGUCUUCGGUGUCAACCAGCCCGGUAUGACAUGGCGCGCGUCCAACUAUUCGCAGUUCUUCGGGAAGAAGUUGAAGGAGGGAUUAAUUUAUAAAUUAGGUACAUUCCCUCUAAGCCGUGAAACGAAGCGAAUGGGAGCAAUUCGAUACGACAAGAACAUUCCCUACCCUCGGGACUUCGAUGCUCGCAGACGUUGGCCGAACUUCAUCUCCCCUGUGGUGGACCAGGGCUGGUGUGGAUCUGACUGGGCUGUGUCAAUUGCUGGUGUUGCUUCUGACAGAUUCGCAAUCCAAUCAAACGGAGCGGAAGCACUGGCGCUCAGUCCGCAAACUCUUCUUUCCUGCAACAUCCGUCAACAACAAGGCUGCAGAGGUGGACAUAUUGAUGUCGCUUGGAACUUCGCGAGAGGGCACGGGUUGGUAGAUGAGCGCUGUUUCCCCUACAAAGCAGCCGUUGUACGCUGCCCAUUCAAGCCAAGAGGUAAUCUCAUAGACGAUGGCUGUAGACCUCCAGUGAAGCAGAGGACUUCAAGAUACAAGGUCGGACCUCCCGGCAGGUUGAACAAGGAAGAGGAUAUUAUGUAUGAUAUCAUGGAGUCAGGUCCAGUACAGGCUGUAAUGACGGUGUACCAAGAUUUCUUCCACUACCGUGAUGGUAUCUACCGACGAAGCAGACAUGGGGACAAUCGUAUGAAUGGUCUUCACAGCGUGAGGAUUAUUGGAUGGGGUGAGGAGAGAGGCGACAAAUAUUGGACGGUAGCCAACAGUUGGGGCACGGAAUGGGGUGAGAACGGCUACUUCCGCAUCGCCAGAGGAGUGGACGAAUCUGAUAUCGAAUCAUUCGUCGUUACCGUGCUGAGUGACGUCACGGAAGCCAACCAGAAGAAAUAACAGAGGACCCACCUCAUCACUCCCCUGUGCGUAGUCACGAAGACUAUAAAAACCAGCAGAGGACUGAUUCUCUUGAAUACGACACGAGAUUUUGGUUAAUGUGAUAUUUGAAGGUUAUCGUUUAUAUUGGGUGACAUUUAAGCUGUCAAAAAUUUGCUUCAAAAUAACUAUAAUGUUUUUUACACAUACACUUAUUUAAGUUGGAUAAAAACAGUUUAAAACUUAUCAAGACCUUCCUUUGAUUAUAAUUCCCAUUUUAAUCUGAAAAAUUUAUAUAACUAUUAUUGUAUUAAAUUAAUAUUUAAAUGGUUGUUUUGCUAAGCUAAUCUUCAGUGUGACUUGCUUUAUAUUAAGUUAUUACUUAAUACUUAAGAUAGACUAAGGAAUGUAAAACUUUGUGACAGCUUCUUAUCGAAAAAUAUGUCUACGAUAUUAAGCUUAGUUAAUAUUAAAUAGCUAUAAGUUACGUUAAGAUCGUGGACCAUGCGUGGAGCUUUUAUAAUUUACAAAAAUGUCAGAAAAUCUGUCAGCCAAAAACCUUAUUUCUAUCAAGAGAUUUUUACUAGACAACUGGGGUCUUAUGCAAAUUACGUUGAAUAAUAUUAAAAUUCAAUACUAGUAAGUGGUCUACGCUCUACGGUAAAAACCCAUAUUUUUAGACUAUUUAAUCAGCACUGCCUUAAGGCCUAUAAGCAUAGCUUUAAUCUAUCAAUUAAUGGUGCGUAACGUCAGUGUCCUGGAACCUGUCAAACCGUUUCACUGUCAAGUUUGACAUUUAGCGCCUAGACAAGAUGUGUCAUUUAAGAAAACGAUACUUAAAGUAAUUAAAUAGUUUCAUUUAAAUUUAGUAGUUUCAUCUAGCGUAGUGUUUCCCAAAGUGGGGACCACACCACAUAAUUUGAUUGUUAAGGGGCAAUUUGAAAAUUUAUUAAAAUUAUUAUUAUUUUAAUUUGAAUUUCAGUUUUUAUGUUUUAAAAAUUACUUAGUUUCGUUAACGAUUUCCUAGUAAUUUCUUACAAAUGCCUAUCUUUUAAGUUUUUUAUUAUUAAGAAUUAUGUAUAAAAACAUAAUUUGAGAAAGGCAUAGGUGAGGCAUGGCCCAAAAAAGGUUGGGAAACACUGAUCCCUUUAAUGACAUAUUCGAAGAAUUCGAAUUCUCAAUGUCAAGACAUUAGUGAUAUGAAAACAUCUAAAUGGAAUGUAAUCUGAUAAGGCAUUUGAAGACUUCCUUUGAUGUUGCCUUUAUAUCGAAAUGAAACCAUCAAAACUAUGUUAACAAUAACAUGUUUAUCUUCAGGACUUCCCAGUCAAUCAUUAACAUUUGUUUAUUUACAAUGCCAAAAUAUGUUCUAAGAAUAAAUCAUAUGAAAUAGAAGAAAUAUGUUAGCCAAAUACUCUAAUUCUCAAUUUUGAAUUUAAACAGUUUUUUAAUCACUAAAAUUUGUGACUUGUUUAGAACAUAUUUUUUUAAGAACAUUUAAAUGCGCACAUUACUUGUAAAAGUUUAAAAUUGAAACAAAUGCUUUAUAGUAAUUUAUUUAACCAACUGCCAUUUUCAAUGUUAUGAUUACAUACUUAAAACUAGUCUUAGUGACAACGUAACAUUAGCCUUAGGAAAUAUAUCUCAUAGACAAUAACUAUUUUAUUACACAAUUUAAUGGAAUGCACAGUUUUAUCGCAAUAAGGAAAUGUAUAUUUUAUUAAGUUUAAUAAAAAUUAAAAAUGU